UUAUUUUUAUCAGUAUUAUCUUACUAUAUUAAUUUUCUUGCAAUAAAUCAUAUAUUUUUUAUUGGUGUGGAUAUACGUGUUGUGUAGAGGUGUGCAGCAGACGCCACCGCUCUUCCCAGCUCCAAAACAGACGGAUAAAAAUGGCCAAAAGAACGAAGAAGGUAGGCAUCGUGGGCAAAUAUGGUACCCGUUAUGGUGCUUCCUUACGUAAGAUGGUGAAGAAGAUGGAAAUAACUCAACACAAAAGACACAUUUGCACGUUCUGUGGAAAGGAGUCAAUGAGGCGUAUAGCAACAGGUAUUUGGUCAUGCAAGCCUUGCCGUCGCACAGUUGCAGGUGGUGCCUACACCUACUCAACUGUUGCAGCUGCUGGUGUACGAUCCUUUAUUAGGAGAAACAAGGAUCUAAAGGGAAAAAAGGAGGGUUCUUAAAUAAAAAGUUGAGUAUUUAAAUAAAAUGUCAAUGACGACAA
Cherax quadricarinatus is the source of this 472-nucleotide messenger RNA. It is a transcript of the gene RpL37A, whose product is annotated as ribosomal protein L37A. Gene Ontology annotation, cellular component: ribosome. Gene Ontology annotation, molecular function: structural constituent of ribosome. The record is from RefSeq and is a predicted model, not a curated record. Gene Ontology annotation, biological process: translation. Lineage: Eukaryota; Metazoa; Arthropoda; Malacostraca; Decapoda; Parastacidae.